This is a messenger RNA of Thalassophryne amazonica, 1706 nucleotides long. RefSeq names its product endoplasmic reticulum protein 44 (gene erp44). The coding region runs from base 110 to 1336 and encodes 408 amino acids. The record is from RefSeq and is a predicted model, not a curated record. Lineage: Eukaryota; Metazoa; Chordata; Actinopteri; Batrachoidiformes; Batrachoididae. The transcript is spliced from 11 exons.
GUGGUCACCGUGAGAUUUGUUCUCCGUUUGCUUCCUGCUGCAGAGGAGAACUGUGGUGUGACCAGAACCAGACCAGACUGAGCGGCAUUUCCACCAAUUACACCGGACAAUGAAACUAUCAGAAACCUAUUUUAAUGUUUGCUCCGUCGCGGUUAUACUGCUGAUGAUGGGUCUUUCAACUCCUGGACAAGCAGAUAUCAGCAGUUUGGACACAGGAAACAUUGAUGACAUACUAAAUAAUGCUGGGGUGGCAUUGGUCAAUUUUUAUGCAGACUGGUGUAGGUUCAGUCAGAUGCUACAUCCCAUUUUUGAGGAGGCAUCAAACAUAGUGAGGGAGGAGUUUCCUGAUACGAAACAAGUGGUGUUUGCUCGUGUUGACUGUGACCAGCAUUCGGAUAUAGCUCAACGGUACCGCAUCACAAAGUAUCCCACGUUGAAGUUGUUCCGCAAUGGAAUGAUGAUGAAGAGGGAGUACAGAGGUCAGAGGUCGGUGACGGCUAUUGCUGACUUCAUACGCCAGCAGCAGGUCGACCCUGUGAAAGAGCUGCAGUCGCUGGAUGAAGUUAAUAAAGUGGAUAGGAGCAAAAGAAACAUCAUAGGAUACUUUGAAAAAAAGGACUCUGACAACUACCGCACAUACGAGAAGGUUGCAAACAUCCUUCGAGAUGACUGCGUGUUCCUGGCUGCUUUUAAUGCUGUGUCAGAGACUGAGCGUGUCAGUGGGGACAAUGUGAUCUUCAAACCUGUAGGGGAGAAUGUCCCCGACAUGGUCUACCUCGGUUCGCUCACAAACUUUGACCUGACCUACGCUUGGACCCAGGACAAGUGUGUACCUCUGGUCAGGGAGAUCACAUUUGAAAAUGGAGAGGAGCUCACUGAAGAAGGGCUCCCUUUCCUGAUCUUGUUCCACAUUAAAGAAGACUCAGAAAACUUGGAGAAGUUCCAACAUGAGGUGGCUCGCCAGCUUAUCAGUGAAAAAGGCUCUAUAAACUUCCUGCAUGCAGACUGCGAUAAGUUUCGUCAUCCUCUGCUUCAUAUCCAAAAGACUCCUGCUGACUGCCCCGUCAUCGCUAUAGACUCUUUUAGGCAUAUGUAUGUCUUUCCCAACUUUCAAGAGCUAACUGUCCCUGGAAAACUGAGACAGUUUGUAUUGGAUCUUCAUUCUGGGAAGUUGCACAGAGAGUUUCACCAUGGUCCUGACCCUACGGACAGCACACCUGGGCAGGAGGAGCUGGGAGGAGAAAUGGCCAGCAACCCUCCAGAGAGCUCAUUCCAGAAACUGGCACCAAGUGAGACUCGCUACACCAUCCUCAGACGGGACCGUGACGAACUGUGACCUCCGUGGCCUUCCAGUGAUCCUGUGACUCAAUGCCACACCCCAGGGUCAGGGGAGGGGUUAGAGUUGGGACAGAACAGCAACACCCAGCAUCCUUACUGAAGCUUGAGUGAUGAAAAGGACAAAGAACACGAGAUGCGAGGAGUGCACCCCAUGACACAACCAUGUUGGAAUAACCUAUAUUUUCAUAACUCUUUCACGUACAAUUUUUAUUUUGGAUUAAAAGGAGGGGUGGAUAUGAGUGUAUGGGCAGGGGUUAGGGGGGCAUUAGAACAUUAAAAAGUGUUUUUAGUUUUAUUUUUUGAAGUUUGUAAAUAUAUUUGUGUUAGAUGGGAGUCUCAUUGUUGGUCUAAAUUAAGAAAUUAUUUUA